Dromaius novaehollandiae (emu) is the source of this 2710-nucleotide messenger RNA. RefSeq names its product cyclic GMP-AMP synthase (gene CGAS). Bases 318 to 1772 code for a protein of 484 amino acids. Gene Ontology annotation, cellular component: cytosol; nucleus; site of double-strand break. The transcript is spliced from 5 exons. Gene Ontology annotation, biological process: activation of innate immune response; cellular response to exogenous dsRNA; DNA damage response. Lineage: Eukaryota; Metazoa; Chordata; Aves; Casuariiformes; Dromaiidae. The record is from RefSeq and is a predicted model, not a curated record. Gene Ontology annotation, molecular function: chromatin binding; double-stranded DNA binding; 2',3'-cyclic GMP-AMP synthase activity.
GCGGCGGCCGCAGGGCGGGGCCGCCCGGGCCGGGCCGGGCCGAGCCGAGCCGAGCCGAGCCGAGCCGGCGGUGUAGCCGCUUCCGCACGCUGCCGCGGCGAGCGCGCUGCGGGCUCCUGCUCACCGGCGCCGGGCGGGAGGAGGGCGCGGCGCGGGGCGGGGCGGGGCGGCCGCGCCGCCCUCGAGGCGGUUUCGUUUCCCUGGCGGCGAGCGCUGCCUGGAAGAGGAGGGGCAGCGGCGCGGCGGGAAGCGCCAUCCGCGCAGCGCGGCGGUGCCGGGGCGGCGGGGAGAGCGAGCGGGAGAGCCGCGCUGCGGCCAUGCAGAGCGCGGGCGGCCGAGGGGGAAGAGGCGAGCGGGCCGGGAGAGGCCGGGGCAGAGGCGCUGCGACUGCGGGCGGCCCCGGCGGUGACGGCGGGGGCGCCGCGUCGCCCCGCGCAGACGGCUCCCCCGCGGGGAGAGUCGCCGCCACGAAGAGGGGCUCCGUCCGCAGCGGCGGAGCCCGCGCCGCGGGCAAGGCGGCGGCCACCGAGGGAGCGGAGCCGCCCGCUCCUCAGCCCGCGGCGGCCCGGCGGAGGGCGGCGGAGCCCGACGGCGGGGGCGCCGCUGCCGGGGCCGCCCGCCCCGCGGCGGGCGCUGGCCCCCGGAGGCCCCCGGCGGUGGCGGCGGCGGCGGCGGGGGGCGCCGUGCGGCUGCGGGAGGUGCUCUCGCAGCUCAGCCUGGGCCGCCAGGACGUGUCGGAGGCGGCGGCGCUGGUGAACCAGGUCGUGACCCAGCUGCUGCAGGGCAUCCGCAGCCGGGAGGGCAGCUUCGGCGCCCUCGAGAGGUUCAGCGCCGGCAGCUACUACGAGCGCGUCAAGAUAUCUGAACCAAAUGAGUUUGACAUCAUGCUUACAAUGCCUGUUACACGACUUCAGCUUGAUGAGUGUGAUGGCACUGGAGCCUUUUAUUAUCUAACAUUCAAAAGAAAUCCAAAAGAAAAGUACUUGAAGAAGUUUUUAGAUGAAGAUGGAAAACUAUCGGCCUUAAAAAUGCUUGAGGCACUAAGAAAAAUUAUUAAAGAAGAAGUAAAAACCAUAAAAAAUGUGGAAGUAACUGUGAGAAGGAAGAAGGCUGGAAGCCCUGCAAUAACACUUCAGAUCAAAAAGCCUCCAGCAGAAAUCGCGGUGGACAUCAUCUUGGCUUUGGAAGUUCAGCAGAGCUGGCCUCCCAGCACAAAGAAUGGCCUUCAUAUUGAACAAUGGCUAGGAAGAAAAGUCAGGAGAAACUUCAGAAAUGAAAAAUUUUAUUUAGUAGCCAAACAAAACAAAGAAGAAAAGGUGCUAAGAGGAAACACUUGGCGACUGUCUUUUUCACAUAUUGAAAAGGAAAUUAUGCAAAACCAUGGCAGCGCAAAGACAUGUUGUGAAUCUGAUGGAGAAAAAUGUUGCAGGAAAGAUUGUCUUAAACUUCUGAAGUAUCUGCUAGAGCAACUUAAAACAAAAUAUAAAAAAGAGUUGGAAAAAUUCUGUUCAUAUCACAUCAAAACUGCGUUUUUCCACUCAUGUGUCAUUUGGCCACAUGACGAAGACUGGCAGUGGGCAGACCUAGAGCGCUGCUUUCAUCAAUAUCUGGGAUAUUUUCUGGAUUGCCUGCAAAAUUGUCAACUUCCACACUUUUUUAUUCCCCAGUACAACUUACUCAGCCUGAAUGGUAAAGCAAGCAACAACUUCCUUUCAAGGGAAAUAAACUAUCAGAUUAACAACAGAUUCCCAAUAUUUCAACAGGACAAUUAAAAACAUUAUUUACAAUAUCUGCAUGAAAACGCAAAAAUUUGCAUACUUGAAGACUAACAGUGUAAGUUAUUUCUUAGUAGUCUGGUACUAUGGAAAACAGUAACAAUGAAGAACAGUCAGUUGCAUAUUUCAAUCACGUUACUUGGCCAUAACCCUUAGAAGAAAUACAAUGUUUUAAGUAAUACUCUAUCUUUCCCUGUGCAAAUGAAGAUGUCACCUGCAAAAUGUCUUCAGGGUACACUAAGAUGUGUAGAACUUGCAAGAAUCACUUUGCUAGGUGCAAUUUCUGCAAUUCCAAAUAUUGACUACCAUGUCACCGGUGCCUUAAAGUGAAAAACAAGUUUUAUUUAAAAUGAAAAUUCACUGCAGAAUAUUCAAAAUACUUUUACUUAAAAAAAAAAAAGCUGGAUUGUAAAAGUCAUUAUAAUUACUUCGACAUGAAACAGAACUUCAACAUCAGGUGGGUAGAGGGAAGCUGUAAGGAUGUGGAAUGUGAGAGCAUCUGCUUCAUUAAAGGUAUCAGAUCAAGGACUUUUUCAGUUUAAGGGGAGUCAUGAGCAUCAGGGAAAGCAAUAAACAAAACACACACAAGCACAAACCCCAGAGGCAGCGGAUAACUGGGACAAUGACCAAGACCUAAAGCCUCCAGUCGCUAAUUGAUGGGCCGUUAGAAGACUACAGGCAUAGUUUGGAGAGGACAAACCUGGAUUUUUUUUUAACUGAUGAGGGGAAAACAAGACAAACAUAAGGAGGGGGCUUGUGGUGCUAUGCAAAAUUUAUUAAGUGUUUGGAAGAAGGGGAUUGUUGCAGAACAAAGUGGGCAAUAGAGAAGAGGGGAUAUAUAAAGGUCUGGUUAUGUGUAAGCACUUGCCACUCAGUACCCUUGCUUGACCAUUGCAGUCCGUCCUAUCUUCUUAUUAAACCCCUCCUUAACCAUC